Messenger RNA from Chanos chanos (milkfish), 3181 nucleotides. It is a transcript of the gene dhrs9, whose product is annotated as dehydrogenase/reductase (SDR family) member 9. Lineage: Eukaryota; Metazoa; Chordata; Actinopteri; Gonorynchiformes; Chanidae. The record is from RefSeq and is a predicted model, not a curated record. Gene Ontology annotation, molecular function: oxidoreductase activity. The transcript has 4 exons. The coding region runs from base 171 to 1130 and encodes 319 amino acids. Gene Ontology annotation, cellular component: intracellular membrane-bounded organelle. Gene Ontology annotation, biological process: steroid metabolic process.
AAUCAUUUUCGGUUAGCUUACGUAAGUGUCUGUUGUCUCUCAUUUAACAGUCGCUCUGGUAAAACAACAGUUUAUAGACCACAGCCACCAGUAUAAGGUAAAUGUAAAGUAAGCUGAAAUUCUUUUUUUUUCUCCCCAAUUUUGUCGGUAUCUCUGCUUUCCUUUCAGAAAUGUUUCUGUAUAUCCUGGGCUUCGUGGCCUUUUUAUUUCUGUACCGCUGGUUCAGAGAGACAAAGACGGUACCGAACGUGUCAGAGAAGUAUGUAUACAUCACAGGCUGCGACACCGGAUUUGGAAACUUGCUGGCGAGGCAUCUGGAUAAACUGGGUUUCCGUGUGAUUGCUGGCUGCUACACUGAAAAAGGAGAGGAUGAGCUGAAAAAGUGCUCCUCUGACAGACUGACUACUCUUCAUUUAGACGUAACUAACGGUGAAAGCAUCAGCAAAGCAACAGAAUUCAUUAAAAGCUUGGUUGGAGAGAGAGGUCUCUGGGCAGUGGUAAACAACGCUGGGGUGUCUGUCCCGUCUGCGCCUAAUGACUGGCUGACCGUUGACGACUUCAAGCCUAUGAUAGAAGUGAACCUGUAUGGGGUCAUUGCUGUCACGCUAAGUGUCCUGCCGCUCAUAAAGAAAGCCAAGGGCAGAGUGGUAAAUAUAGCCAGUGUAUUUGGAAGGAUCAGUCCUUUUGGAGGACCUUACUGCAUUUCCAAAUAUGGAGUGGAGGCUUUCAAUGACAGCUUACGAAUGAACAUGACUGCUUUUGGAGUUAAGGUUCUGUGUAUUGAGCCUGGAUUUUUUAAGACAUCCGUGACCGACGUUGACCUGAUCGAUAAGAACCUUCGGAGACUGUGGGACAAACUGCCUCAGGAUGUGAGAGAUGAUUAUGGCAGUGACUACAUGGACAGAGGUAUCUCUCCGGAAAAGUUUUCGAAGAUGUUGGAUGGGGAUCUGAUGAAGGUGGUGAACUGCAUGGCACACGCCGUCUCUGCUGCCCACCCCAGGACCCGGUACUCACCCGGCUGGGACGCCAAGUUUUUCUGGCUGCCCGUCUCCUACAUGCCCACAUGCAUCUCCGAUAGACUACUCCUAAAAGAUGCAGUUAAACCUAAAGUUGCACUUAUGCAGUCCUAAUAAAGCUAAGAUGUUACAUUAACUGAAUCAGUCCCUCCAGGAGUUUGUGAGCCUUUUUUGGGGAUUGUUGCGGCCUAAAAACGCCUGAUUUCAUGGUAGUUUUUCUAAAAAAAAAUGUGACCCGUGUUGCGAUGAUCUCAUGUGUUUUUGUUUUUUUUUUUGCAAUGAAAUUGCGGGAACAACUGAAAAUUGCAAAAAUAGUUGCGAUUUUUCUUGUCUUUUGAAUUAUAAUUGGAUCUGUCACUGGAGUUUGCCUCAGUGAAGUAGGUCGCAAGUGCUACUUUCCGCUUGUAGCCACUGCUUAUGUUUGGCCGUCUUUUAUGUCUGCAUUUCUACCGUGCGCAACCCAGAAUGUGCUCCUGCAGUGUGUGCAGAACGCAGCAUUUUCGUUGACGGCUGCUUCAUGAAGAAACGGGUAACCUUCUGGAGGUCUUUAAAAAAGACCGACUUUCUCUUCUGCCUGAUGCUAACUGUUAGCGUACUGACAGAUUCUGUCAGACAGAGCCACAAACGUCACAGCAAUAGCUUAGACAACGACACAUUGAUUGACUGACACACUUAUAGACAAAUCACUGUUGAAUUCAAACAUGUGGUGCAUUUUUAUGGAGCGCCAUUUGUAGAAAAGUUGCACCCUCUGUUUUCCUGCUCAGUUUUUUCACAUCGGCCAAAGCUAUGAACACCAGAAACAGCCUCAAAAUGGUACAGCAGCUGCCAUGUUAGAAAAAGAAAAACGGAUCAGAAUCACGUUAUAAAAUUAGCCAUAUUCAGUUUAUCCGUUUUCCACACAAUGCUUCCUCUCUCAAACAUUGGGUUUCAAGUUAUAGCCUAACAAAAUAAAUUCUCUUGUUAAAACGUGAAAAACGUCUUGUUAUCACAAUAAACUUUUCACAAAAUGUUUUUCUUUUUCUGGCGUGGCAGCUGCCAUACUAUUUUGAAGCUGUUUCUGGUGUUCACAGCUUUGGCAGAUGUGGCUGAGACUGCCCCUUUCCAGGCAAAACAUUGAGGGGCGUGGUCAAUUAGCAUAUCCACUACAUAUUUAGUUUUCAAAUCUUACAUUUAGAUUUAACAUUUCCAUUUAGCAUUUAUAUUUAACAUUUACAUUUACACUUAACAUUUAUAUUUAUAUAAUAUAUUAUUGUAUAAUUUUGGUUUAAUGCAGAUCAUUACCGUUGGAAAAGGCAUUGCAAUAUUUCACAUGAAUUUCCCUCUAAAUGUUUAAGAAAGUGACAGUUGAAAAAUGUAGUGCAUUUUUUUUUACAUUUGGUACUGCUAAAUGUGAAAAAACUGAGCAGGAAACCAGAAGGUGCAACUUUGUACAAACGGUGCCCCAUAUAAUUUUGUUUGUCUUUUUUGAUUGUGUUAGGUAAUAAGGAGCAGGACAGAACAUGAUAAACGUCUACGUAAGCACUGAAAUCAAUAGUAUUAGUAUUAUAAUUAUUAUUUUAAUUGUGGUGAAAACUGGCAAAAUUUGGUAGUGAAUGUUCAAAACCGGGACAUGUUUUACAGAUAUUUGUCGGGACAAUCCCGGACAAACCGGGGGCGUCUGGUCACAAUAUCUUAAGCAGUUAUUUUUGCUGUUAUUUUGCGAAAUGCUGGAGGGACUGAUUAACUAUUUUGAUAAUAAUUUUAAUGUUGGCAUCUUUAGGGCAUUACCACUAAAAUAAAAAGACUGAUGUUUUAGUAAGUGUAGAGUUGUUAUUUGAUAUAAAAAAAUAGGUAUUAUAAGGACAUUUUUUUCCCCAGAUUGUUUUGUGUAAUUGCUGUUCAAUUGCUGUUACUUUCAAGUCGUAUAGAUUUGGGUUUUUUUUAUACUAUAUGUAGUUCCUAUUUCUAACCUUGCUCAGGAUGAGUAUUUUUCUCAGUGCGAGAUUACUAAGAGAGAUUGGUUAAAUAUUACAUGCAGAAAAACUAAUAGGCUAUGUCCAGGAGGACUGAUAUGUGUACCUCUUGGAUUAUUGUUUCUGUCCUUUGCUGUGCUUCCUCUGGUUCGUCAUCCAACCAGGAUAUGAUCUAAAAAUACCCCAUAAAGCUGUGACACCCCUUCCAAAAUU